GAGAGAAAAAGGAAGCUCUCGGAUAAGUUUUUGUGUGUAUUCCUUCAAAAGUACACAAACUUUAACAAGCCAAAGGUAUGAAUUGAGGCCUUGUGGGGAUCAGCGUGAUGAAGACAAAGAUCUGAAGAGCACGACGGGAACCAGUUUGCAGUUGUGCACAGCUGAUGACAUCAAAUAUUAACACUUUGUAAGGCCUUGGGCCUCGAGUGCCUACAGAUAGACCCUGGACACAAGAGACAAUGUCCUCUGACUUGGACUCAAGCCUCACUAGUAUUGACUGGCUGCCUCAGCUGGGAAUCAGCAGCUUGCGCUCGGGGAAAGAAAGAGGAAGUGGAGUUGGAGAGAGGGAAAAGAAGAAAGACAGAGGGAGGGAGAGGGGAGAUUUCCUACCCUCUGUGCAGGACCCCUCCCCUUCUAACUGUAAAGGGAAACCCCCUCAAAGCUAUGCUACGCUCAUUGCCAUGGCGAUAGCAGCUGCACCUGAGAGGAAGCUGAGUUUGAAUGACAUCUACACCUGGAUCAGUGACACUUUCCCUUACUACAGCCGAGCAGGCCGUGGAUGGAAGAACUCCAUCCGCCACAAUCUGUCUCUGAAUAAAUGCUUCAGGAAAGUUCCUCGGCCACAGAGCGACCCAGGAAAGGGUUCCUAUUGGACGAUGGACGGACCUGCAGAGGGGAAUCAAAUGCGAGUACCUAAACGUCCAUAUCCAGAGGAAGACGAGGAGCGGCAGGAUGUUCCUGAAGUACGAGGGACCCAAGCGGACAGAGGACCCUCCCCUCAUCCACCCCGAACGACCUCCCUCUCUGACCACCAGCUUCUAAACACGGAGCCACUGGGAGCCAUCGAGCAGCAGUCACCCCGGUCUGCCUCCCUCUCUCCUCCCCCACGCAAGUGUCAUCUUUUGUAUUCACAGCAACCGUCACCCUACAUGCCAAGCACCAUCUCUCGUCCACCUGUAGCUACUCCACCUGCGGCCCCUAUGUCCUCCAUGAAUUCCUUUCCACCUCCCUAUCCACCUGGCACCAUCGCUUGUGCUCCACCUCCAUCUGCUGUCAACAUGUCUACAGCUUCUCCAGCUGCUCCCUCCUUCUGUGUUGCAGCUCUGUCCUUUCCUGCUAAUCCAGGACCUGUACCUGUUUCCACUUUCUCCUAUUCUCCUAACGUGGCCCCUGUGCCUGUUUGCACAGUGUCGGCUCCCUCUUCAGCAUCUGCUGUCCAUUCAUCUGUUGCCGCCCCUGUUGUUGUCUCAUUCAACUCCUCCACUGAUCCCCCACUGCGUUUCACCUUUGAUGAGCUGAAUUUACCAGACCUGUAUGCAUCGUUCAAGUCUCUGGUCAAGACGAUGCGAGAGAGGGGAGGCUCUCAGUCGGAUGUUUCUCCCCUGACUACCCCACUCCACACUCCAACUCUGCUGCCACUGUCUCCUCACCCUCCCCCACCUCCACCACCUCCACCAGCUCCUCCAGCUGCUCCAGCUGUUCCACUUGCACACCCUCCACUACAAUACACUACCCUCCUCUCUUCCGCCUCAGCGGUGCCACCUGAUUGGUUCAGCAACCCAGAUUCUCUGAAGCAGAGCUUCCGCAUCGCCAGCAAUCUGGACUGGGCAAACAUAGACCUGUCUGGUCACCCAGACCUGCUGGAGAGCAUGCGGCAGGCGGAGCUGUGUGACUGGGCCCUGGACCCGGCGAUCUUCACCUCCCUCUGUGACUCUCUGAACCGCUUCUUCACUCAGAAAGGCAUGAUCAACUCUGGGAAUAACUCCCCACUAGCCCUCGGCGCACCUCACCCCUUGCAAGCCGCACCCUUCACCUCCAAUCUGCCUCCGACCCUCGCCAGCCUCACCCACCCGUCACCCCUCCCGUACGCUCCCACAGUUCCCCCUGCCAUCGGAGCACAGCUGCCCAGGAGGCCUCUGCACAUGCAGGGACCAGGCCUUCAAAGACCACAGCUGACGCAGCCUGCAAACACAACUGCUGGGAUGCAGCCUCACUCUGCGGCACCACGACAGCGUCCUCCAUUAAAGAAUCUGCACAGCAACAGUGAGGAGAUCCAGGAUGACUUUGACUGGGAUUCUCUGCUCGGUUGACCGUCGCCGUCAGUGACAUGGGUCGAACACAACUCUACAAAGACACGUGACUCUUUACAGCCGUGAACACUAAACUCUAUGCAGAGGCUGCCUCACUGGUUUUAAAUCUUAGAGCUUCUCUGAGAGCAAGUUUGGGAUCUUGAUGAGUCACAUAAGACUGAAUGCUGUUUUCAAGGUUAAACUUUUAUCACCUGUAUUCAAAUUCAUAUGCUGUAAUAAGUUCUGUAUGGUGUAUCUUCUGCAGGUAAUUAUCAGGGUGUUCUUUUCUAAUGGACUGUACUUUUAUAAACAUGUUCACCAAAGAAAAUAAAGUGUAAACUUAUUCUUGUAACCGUACUGUACACUGCAGCAGUAAAAAAACAAUGUGUAAAUAUAUGUUAUUUACAGAGCAAACAUGAAACAAGCCAAAAAUGUCCUGUGUUUUAUUUUAUUUCAUAAAUUUCUUUUUUCCAUUUACUUUUCAAAUGUGAAUGUUCACAGUCAACACCACACAAAAUUCAACCUUACCCAAUAAAAGAUAUUUUUCUUGUUGAUAUAAAAUAACAAUAAAUUCAUCUAACUAAAUUAAAAUAACAGCAUGGAGCAUGUCGUCAAGUCCCUGUUUUUUCUUCUUUCAUUGAAAUAAUUGUCUUUUCUUUUUUCUUGAGAAGCAUCAGUAGCUCUCCCUCCCCCCCCAAAGGGACGAGGGAUGGAACGAGGGCAGCAGUGAUCGGACACCUGAGCACCAGGGAUGCCAUUUGAAAUGUGAUUGGAAAAAAAU
Molecule: messenger RNA, 2850 nt
Organism: Paralichthys olivaceus (Japanese flounder)
Lineage: Eukaryota; Metazoa; Chordata; Actinopteri; Pleuronectiformes; Paralichthyidae
Gene: foxj2
Product: forkhead box J2
Biological process (GO): regulation of transcription by RNA polymerase II
Cellular component (GO): nucleus
Molecular function (GO): DNA-binding transcription factor activity, RNA polymerase II-specific; RNA polymerase II cis-regulatory region sequence-specific DNA binding
Source: RefSeq, a predicted model, not a curated record